Molecule: messenger RNA, 1140 nt
Organism: Oryzias latipes (Japanese medaka)
Lineage: Eukaryota; Metazoa; Chordata; Actinopteri; Beloniformes; Adrianichthyidae
Source: RefSeq, a predicted model, not a curated record
UCAGUGUGAAUGCAUCCUUCCUCCUGACUGCUUUCACUCGUUGCUGCAGGCUGUGCUGCAGCACAGCGCACCACAGCGGAGCUGGAGAGGAGCAGAGGAGAGAAGCCAACAGCAGCGGAGAAGAGGAGGAGGAAGAGGGAGGACGCAGCAGAUACCCUCCGACAGGCGGGACUACACUCUGCAGCAUCCCUUGGCUUCAAAAUGUCUCUGGGGAGUGGGAGACUCAUUAGGAUUAUUGCACUCAUUGCCUCGCUUCUGUGUUGCUGCUGUGGGACAGAAGGAGAAGCAGAGGUUUGUGACAAGCCGCUGGUGUCCAGGCUGCCACCAUCGUCUUUCAGAAGCUCUUCUCAGCUGUCCAGCAGCCAUGGAGCAGCUUUUGCAAAAGUCAACAGAAGAGAAGGAGCGGGAGGAUGGUCUCCACAGUUCUUAGACAGACACCAGUGGUUGGAGGUGGAUCUGGGGAGGAGAACGCAAAUCACUGCUGUUGCCACGCAAGGUCGCUAUGGCAGCUCUGAUUGGGUGACGGCUUACCUGUUGUUGUUCAGUGAUACUGGACACAACUGGAUCCAGCACAGACAGGAAGACAGCCUAGGGGCUUUCCAAGGUAACAUUAACGCUGACUUUGUUGUCCAGUAUAAGCUGGAGCAACCCGUCAUUGCUCGUUAUCUACGUUUGACACCACUGGAUUGGAAUCCAACCGGAAGAAUUGGACUCAGAAUAGAAAUAUAUGGCUGUGAAUACACUUCUGAAGUGGUAAGCUUUGACGGGAGCAGCAGCCUCAUCUAUAGACUGAGUCUCAGACCAAGCUGGAUGUCCACGGAGGUCAUCUCCCUGAACUUCAAAACCCUGAAGAAUUCGGGGACUUUGCUCCAUGCAAAGGGACCUGGAGAUCACAGCCUGAAUCUGGUGCUGGAGAAAGGAAAGCUGCUUCUUUACCACCAACAAGGUGUGAUUGCAGUGGGCAUUUUUGCAACUGUGUCUGCUUUGGCGAUCAUGGUGAGAUUUCUCUGCAGCAGAAGAGAAACGUACCAGAACCGAGAAGAUAAAGCAGCACAGGGGGAAGACUGCCAUGAGUUCCCAUUCAGCAGUCAAACAGACUCUCCAAGCAUUCCCAGCAAAAGCCAGGAGUUUUUUAUUUAG